AUGGAUGUGUACCAAAGAGCAUUAAAGAACCCAGAUCCACCAAAAAAGCCAACUACACACUCAAAAUCGAAUCUGUUGGAAAGCGAGCCAAAAGUCUCAUUUAUUCCCGGGGUACCAAGCAUUAGUCAGUUGCAUCAAGAGCUGCGGCUACAACAAACUCUACAGCCAUUACCACCUCUUAUACAGCCUCAACAACAUUUAAAUACCAUAGUACCAACGUUUCCUGCUCAACAACUGGCCUUUCCUCCGCAACAAUCUCAACCAACAUCACAGAUACAGACACAGUUUGUGCAACCGCAGCCGCUGCUACAAGUUCCUAACCAAGGGAAUAUGCAGCCACCGCAUACUAUCUCGCCCAAUAACUCAGUCACCAGCAUAUACCAAAAGAGGUCGCCAGUGCUAACAACUGCACUCAAUCAACAACCAGAGCAAAACCAACAACAACAACAACAACUGGUGCUGCUGCAACAGCACGCUCAAUUAAAGCAUGAUUUCUCGUCAAAGAAAAAGAGAAAUUCACGCCGUAAGCAUCGCAAUUCUCAUCUUGGCUGUGGUACAUGCAAAAAGAGAAGAAUAAAAUGUGAUGAGACACUACCAUCCUGUCUCAACUGUUUAAAGGGGAAGCUUCACUGUGCUUAUUUGAACCUCGAUAAUCAUGCAAGAAGUGCCUUACGAAUGGCUCAGUAUAAUCAAAACAUGAGACAGGAGAGAUCAGAGACUGACAAUCUUACUGAUGAACAACAGCAACAGCAACAGCAGCAGCAAAUAAACCCCCCACUAAUUCAACAGCAAUCGCAGAACGGCCCAAUUCUUGCAUCAGUACCAGGUGCACCACCACCGCCGCCACCACCUGGAGUGCCAUUAAUGGCCAAUAGCGGUUCUUUUAUCACCGUGCAACAACCGAUCGGUCCAGGUCUAGGACCAGGACCAGGCGCCAGCUCAGCCAUGCCUUCUACGGCUGUAAUGCAGUCACCUUAUGGCCCAAUAUCAUUGGUUCCUGUAUUGACCAACACUGGUGCCGUUGUAUAUGCACCCACAUCAACUUUGGCAGGUGUUGAACCAGUUUCUCACCAGUCUACACCAACGCCAUCAGUGCAACUAUCGACACAUGCACAGCAGCCACUAUCCCAGCCAUCUAUUCCACUACCACCACAACAACAACAAAGGCCAAAUUCAAUACGUGGAAGGGUGCCUUCAGUUUUAUCAGCAUCAUCAUCAGCAGGCCAAGAUACCUCAGUCAAAGUUCCAGCAUCAGUGUCUCCAUUGCAACAAAAUCAACGUCAACGAUUGCCAUCAUUAACGCCGAUUACUUCAACAGCUGCCAGCGCAGCAACUUUGGCGUCGCAAAAUAUACUGAUUAAACCAAAACAGCAACAACGAGAUGACCAGCAGCAUCCUUCCAACACUGAUAUCAGGUUCCCACCACUCCCUCUCGCACCUAUCUCAGUGCCUAGCAUCAGUGUAUCUAAAUCAGUAUCAUCAUCAGUCUCACCUUCAAUCAAGUCCGAUUCUGAGUUUGUUACCACGCUGAACACAGCGCCUGUAUUGUCGCCAAUAUCAAUGGCGAAUGACGGUACUAAAGGUGGCCCACUGGCAACGUCUGAUAAAUCGCCUAUCCUUCCAAGCAUUUCGCAAAUCACGGGACAACAGUCAACCAGAUCCCCACCUGGAAGUGCUGGCAAUACACCUGCAACUAUGAAUCUGUAUCGAGAAGACCGUGACCGUGACCGCGCUUACACUCGUUCUGAAGCAAACACAGCCUCAGUUUCAAGAUCAAGGUCACGCUCACCAACACGAUCACAUUCUCGCACAACAAGCCCCCAAUCAACGGUGCCAAAUGCAGCGAAUGCUACUAUUACUACCACUACUUCAAAUGAAUCAAAUCUAAUUCCGAAACUGGGAUCGGUGUCUAAUUUUGGCUCCCUAAGUAUCAAAGAAGAGGAGAUUAGUAAAAAUGGCGAAUUGCUGAAGUUGCCUAAGACUGGUGUCGAUGCUGCUGCUACUGCUGCCGAUAAUGGGUUGCAAGAGGAGAAGGUGUCAAUAUCGAAAUUGAUAACUUAA
Molecule: messenger RNA, 2061 nt
Organism: Lodderomyces margitis
Lineage: Eukaryota; Fungi; Ascomycota; Pichiomycetes; Serinales; Debaryomycetaceae
Gene: ZCF21
Product: Zcf21p
Exons: 1
Coding region: 1-2061 (686 amino acids)
Biological process (GO): regulation of DNA-templated transcription
Molecular function (GO): DNA-binding transcription factor activity, RNA polymerase II-specific; zinc ion binding
Source: RefSeq, a predicted model, not a curated record